AUGAAUUUCACUGCAGAAAAAUGGGUUUAUAUUUUUUCAUUCCCCCUUUCUCUCCGCUGGCCUAGUGAAAACGAGGGAGAGCGACGGAAAUUUCGCCCGACGCUGACCCCGAUCUCUCCCGACGCUGACCCCCGAUCUCUCCUCCAGAUUCUCGUCGCCUUGCUCGUCGCCUCCAGGGAUCCUCGUCUCCUUGCUCAUCGCCUCCAGAGAUCCUCGUCUCUCUCUCAAUCAAACCCUAGUUCGACACCGUCUCAAGCUCUCGUCAGCUUAAGACCUCGUCUCUCUCGCGAUCGCCUCCGCAGCCCACAAGAUUCCGACUUUAAUUCCGCCUCUAAGCGGCCCUACCACCUCGUGCACACCUCGAGGUCCCUCUCAUCCUCAUCCGCUUCUCUCCGGCGAUCUCUUUACGUUUCGGGCCUCAAGUUCGCCGAUUACGAGGACUAUGUCAUCAAACGAAACUUCUCCGAGCUCCAUCGGUCGGCGAAAGAGGCGUGGGACCUUGGCCUCAAGGUCUUAAAGGUGGAGCUGGAAAUCAACAAUUCAUCUCUCUCAGCAGCAACUGCUAAUGAAGUCGGUUACAAUGAGAAGGACGAAGAGGCUUGCCCCCCUCACGUGAUGCUGACAGGAGGCGAAUUCACCGCAGAGGGAAAGUGUUUUCGUCAAAAGUUGACAUCUGCUAUCAUCAGAAUGAUUGCAGAAUUAAUGUCUGAGAAUUCAUCCUCGGAGGAAUUCCUUCUUGCAUUCUCUUGUAGUUCUCUGCUGUCUGAUAGCCUCCUAAUUGGAGUCAGAGACAUCCUUUGA
This is a messenger RNA of Asparagus officinalis (garden asparagus), 801 nucleotides long. RefSeq lists its product as uncharacterized. The record is from RefSeq and is a predicted model, not a curated record. Bases 1 to 801 code for a protein of 266 amino acids. The transcript has 4 exons. Lineage: Eukaryota; Viridiplantae; Streptophyta; Magnoliopsida; Asparagales; Asparagaceae.